ACGAGGUCCCAGCUAUGUUGCCCAGGCUGGUUUCCAACUCCUGAGUUCAAUUAAUCCUCCUGCCUUUGCCUCGCAAAGCGGGAAAUUAGAAAAGUGAGCCAACACGCCCGGCCCACUAGUGUUAAAAAAUAAAAACAAAUGCAAUAAUCCGACAGAUAGAGCCAGGGAGGGCUAUGAAGAGACACUUCUCAGGCUUGUAUGCCUCAUAAGAAAACUAUCACAUAUGACUGCAAAACCCACCUUACACCAAAAAUACUUCUGCAAGGACAUCUGCCCAGCAACUGUUUGUCUAACCUCAGACUGGUGUCAUCCUUGUUACCGAUCUUUGUAGCCAAGGAUAAUUAUUUCAAAACAAUUACAUAAUCCUCCCCAUUCUUCCUUUAAAAACCUUUGUCUUCCUUUACCUUCCUGAAUAGAAACAUAGUUUACUCUGGCACGUCUAUUUUUAUUGCAAUUUCCUAUUCCCGAAUAAACUUUUUUUUUUUUCUUUUUGAGAUGGAUUCUUGCUCUGUCGCCCAGGCUGGAGUGCAAUGGCGUGAUCUCAGCUCACUGCAACCUUCACCUCCUGGGUUCAAGCGAUUCUCCUGUCUCAGCCUCCCAAGUAGCUGGGACUACAGGCGUCCACCACCACACCCAGCUACUCUUUAUAUUUUUAGCAGAGACGGGGAUUCACCAUGUUGGCCAGGCUGGCCUUGAACUCCUUGUUAAAUACAGUGAGUUCUAAAUUUCUCUUCAAAGAAUCAGUAUGUCAGUAUGUUCAGUUCUUUGUUCUCCACUUUAAAGUUUAACUUCUUCCGUUUUCCUCGUCUCCUUGCCUCUAGUUUCAGUAAACAACCUUUUCCACCAGUUCUAAUCAGUAGUUCACAUCUAUUCCCCUGGUGACCUGCUGCGUCCUGAGUCACCUGCUCUGAUCUGAGUCACCUUUAGCCACCUGUUCCGUAACCGUCCUUCCCACUGAAACUGCUCACCCUACCACUCCAGCUCAUACCCCUGCUCUCUUUAAAAUAGCCAAUCGGAAUUAACUUAGACUGUGAGGUCCAACCCUAGCCAGUAGGGGAACGACACAGCACUAGGGACUACCUGCGUCAGGGAUAAGAACCCCUUCCCCUCCCUUGUUCAGGUGUGCUCUCGCCAUUGCUCCAUCCGUGAGACGCACCCUUCUAUAGAAGUAAAUUGCUUUGCUGAGAAAAUUUGUGCUCGAGUGUGUAUUUUUUCUUCUUCUUCUGAGACUGAGUCUCACUCUGUCACCCAAGCUGAAGUGCAGUGGCGCGGUCUCGGCUCACUGCAAGCUCCGCCUCCCGGGUUCAAGCGAUUCUCCUGCCUCAGCCUCCCGAGCAGCUGGGACUACAGGUGCGUGCCACCACGCCCGGCAAUUUUUUUUUUUUUUUUUUUGUAUUUUUAGUAGACACAGGGUGUCACCGCGUAAGCCAGGAUAGUCUCGAUCUCCUGACGUCGUGAUCCGCCCUCCUCGGCCUCCCAAAGUGCUGGGACUACAGGCGUGAGACACCGCGCCCGGCCAACCUCAUUUUCUUUUCGGGAGUCCCCUCUGUUAUUUAGCGAGACACACUACUACAAUGGAGAAAAAAGAUACCCCCUCCUUCAAGCCGUGAGAACUUCAGGACUUUGGCGAAAAGUCUGCGCCUGAAGAGACCCAGGAAGGAUUCUUGGAAUCGUAGUCCAAAGGCAUCCCGUCUUCUGCGCAAACUCACAAGUCCCUGUGAACGGAAUCCUUGAAGUGUUGCGCCGCUCAGUCCUUCCACCGGAAGUGUCCGAUCGGAAUCAGCCCUGUCCGAGAGGUGAGUCCGGGUUUGGGGACCCAGAUGUCCAGCCCCAUGUCCCCCUCCAAACAUCCAGUCCCUCUCAUAUCGCCUUUGAAAUUAGCAGCCUCUGGGUGAGCAGACCUUGGCCCUCAGAGGAAUCCCGGAGAAAGGUGGAACCAGCUUCGGCGUUGGGAGGGCAGGCGCGCUUACGUAUUUAGUGAGGGUUUGGCGGUCUCCAUAGUUACCUCCGACUCGCGUGACGUCAUAGUGGAGCGCUGAGAGGGCGUGGUGGCGUGGGGUGGGGGCUGUCCUGCUGAUCCUGAAUUUGGGGUCACUGGUAAGAGGAGUUGCCCAUUCCAGCCAGGUGGAACGGGGAGUGCCAAAUGUCUCGGAUCUGCCAUUGUCUGCCAAAAGAAACUACUGCGAGGACCACCCCCAAUCCCCUACUUCCCUUGAGAAGAGUAACCGCCCUUUUGUAGGACACUUGGGGACAACCCCGGCUUGUCCUGAAAUUUAUUGACACGGUAAAUAGUAUUUCCUCUGUGCCGAGGAUGCAGUGAAGCCAACACUGACCCCCUGCCCUUGAGAAACACAAGAUGGCUACAGAAUCAAAGAAAGCUGCAGCCCAGAACUCUCCAGAGGAUGAAGGACUUCUGAUAGUGAAGAUAGAAGAGGAAGAAUUUAUCCAUAGGCAGGACGCUUGCUUACAGAGAAGUGAACUCCUUAAGCAGGAGCUCUGCAGGCAGAUUUUUAGGCAGUUCUGCUACCAGGAUUCUCCUGGACCUCGUGAGGCACUGAGCCGGCUCCGGGAGCUCUGCUGUCAGUGGCUGAAGCCAGAGAUCCAUACCAAGGAACAGAUUCUGGAACUGCUGGUGCUAGAGCAGUUCCUGACCAUCCUGCCGGGAGAUUUGCAGGCCUGGGUGCAUGAACAUUACCCAGAGAGUGGAGAGGAGGCAGUGACCAUACUGGAAGAUUUGGAGAGAGGCACUGAUAAAGCAGUACUCCAGAUUCAAGCCCAUGAACAUGGACAAGAAAUAUUCCAGAAAAAAGUGUCACCUCCUGGACCAGCACUUAGUGUCCAGUUACAACCAGUGGAAACCAAGGCCCAUUUUGAUUCAUCAGAACCCCAGCUCCUAUGGGACUGUGAUAAUGAAAGUGAAAACAGUAGAUCCAUGCCAAAGCUGGAAAUUUUUGAAAAAAUGGAAUCACAGAGAAUUAUAUCUGGAAGAAUCUCAGGAUACACAUCGGAAGCAUCUGGUGAAUCUCAAGACAUCUGUAAGUCUGCAGGCAGGGCAAAGAGGCAAUGGGCAAAAGAAUCAGGGGAGUCUCAGAGACUAUCAUCUGCCCACGAUGAAGGUUUUGGUAAAAUCCUCACCCACAAAAAUGCAGUCAGAGGUGAAAUAAUAAGCCAUGAUGGAUGUGAGAGGAGAUUAAAUCUGAACUCAAAUGAAUUCACACACCAGAAAUCUUGUAAACAUAGUACCUGUGACCAGAGCUUCAAAUGGAACUCAGAUUUUAUUAACCAUCAAAUAAUUUAUGCUGGAGAAAAAAAUCACCAAUAUGGAAAAUCUUUCAAGAGCCCAAAACUUGCUAAACAUGCAGCAGUUUUCAGUGGAGAUAAAACUCAUCAGUGUAAUGAAUGUGGAAAAGCUUUCAGGCACAGCUCAAAACUUGCUAGGCAUCAGAGAAUCCACACUGGAGAGAGACACUAUGAAUGUAAUGAAUGUGGGAAAAGCUUUGCAGAGAGCUCAGAUCUUACUAGACAUCGGCGAAUUCACACUGGGGAAAGACCCUUUGGUUGCAAAGAAUGUGGGAGAGCAUUCAACCUGAACUCACAUCUUAUCAGGCAUCAGAGAAUUCACACUAGAGAGAAACCCUACAAGUGUAGUGAAUGUGGGAAAACCUUCCGAGUGAGCUCACAUCUUAUUCGACACUUUAGAAUUCACACUGGAGAAAAACCCUAUGAAUGCAGUGAGUGUGGAAGAGCCUUCAGUCAGAGCUCAAACCUUAGUCAACACCAGAGAAUUCACAUGAGGGAAAACCUAUUAAUGUAAGGAACUUAAAUUUGUAUGUAAAUGCUGAGGAAAUGGCACAAUAUGAAAAAUAUUAAAUAAAAAAUAAAUAUUGGGCAAGA
This is a messenger RNA of Symphalangus syndactylus (siamang), 3894 nucleotides long. It is a transcript of the gene ZNF165, whose product is annotated as zinc finger protein 165. Gene Ontology annotation, biological process: regulation of transcription by RNA polymerase II. Lineage: Eukaryota; Metazoa; Chordata; Mammalia; Primates; Hylobatidae. Gene Ontology annotation, molecular function: RNA polymerase II cis-regulatory region sequence-specific DNA binding; DNA-binding transcription factor activity, RNA polymerase II-specific. The record is from RefSeq and is a predicted model, not a curated record.